UAAGCGCCACGAUCGCGGUGGAACCCUCACUCGCACCCCAGUACUCGGUAGUGAGCCGAGGGUGAGAUUCCUUCCUGAGCGAAGGACUAGCGGGAGCUGCGGCACAGACUUUGCGUUUUGUCUCUACCGGAUUUUCGUGAGCGCAAACUGUGAGCCGAGCGGGCGCAGAUCGAGGCAUGAGGGCUUGGUUGCUAUGGUUGUCCCUUCUGUUGGUCGUCCUGGCCGAUAGGAGCUUCGCCAAUCCCGUCGAUGACGGUGAAGAUGUAGACUAUCUUCAAGGUGACGACCUCUCGGAAUAUCCCUCAGACAACGCUUUGGAGAAUCUGUUGCGAGUGGCACAAAAACGUACCUCGUCGAUAAACUUGUUUAGACGGGCCUGCAUAAGGCGCGGCGGAGAUUGUUACCACCGGCGAAAGGACUGCUGCUACAGCUCUAGCUGCCGCUGCAAUCUCUGGGGUUCUAAUUGCCAGUGUCAACGGAUGGGUCUCUUUCAGAAAUGGGGCUAAAUAUCUCCAUGCCCACCUCCCCUCCCUCCCUCUCUCCCUCCUUUCCCUCGCCCUGAAUCUUCCUACACUCGUGCGUUUCUAGUUUCUUCUUUUUUUUUUCUUUCGACUAAUUCUCUGCCUCUAAUCCUGACGACGGUGUCCCCUCUAGACGACGGUGUCUCCGAUAGUAUCCACCUCGAGCACAUUCAGACGUUCCUCCCGUAAUUUAACCUACUCGAUGUAUCUGUCCCGUGGGAACGGUUUCAACUUCAUCAAGUCUUGUGAUUCGCAUUCUCGAUUAAAACGAAGGCCUCGACGAUAUACGCUUUGACAUUUUUGUUUUCUUUUUCGUGCGUUUCUCAGAUCCUUUCAGUAGAAAGAGACACAAGUGAUUUUUUUAAGCUUGUGAUAUCGUGAUUGGCAAUAGCUUGCAAAAUGUUACGCUCGAAAACGAUUGACACUCUUCUACAUUAUCCGUAGGUCUGGUCUCUCAAUAUAGUUUUUCAUGACCUAUCGCGAUGUUCGAUGCUCGGGAUCAACCGCGCCGAUUAAUCGAUAUGCUUAACGAUCCCCCGUCUCUUUCUAGAUCGUAGCUCUGAUUGAGAUAUGUAGGUAAUGCGAAAAGUACUGUUAAUUCGCAAUGGUUUAACUCUUUAGUGCAAUCGAUCCUUAUCAAAAAUUACACCGCGCGCUUAUUUGCACGUCAGAAAUUUUUAUUAAUUGCGACGUUGUUCUUUAUCUGAUAUAUAUCAUAUUUAUUUGUGUGUAUCUUAAAUAUAUUAUUUUUCUUUAUUUCCUCAAUAUUCCUCUCUCUAAAUCCCUCCUUGGAUUUUCCGCCGUUUCUCCUUCAUCAAUGGAGGUCGUCGUCGAAUUGGAGUCAGAAAUGCACACUAUGGCGCGAAUGCACACUGCGUUCAAAGGACCUUGACUCGCGCUAAUCGAUCGUUCCUUCAGCUGCAGCUCAUCGAAUCUUCCGGAUAAAAUGCGCGAGGAAUAAAUAUAUAUUGUAACUAUUGUUUCCUAUUGUUUUGUUUCGCUGCUAGCAAAAAUAAGUUCUAAAUAGUGCUCAAUAAAAUUGCAAAGUAUAUCUGCAGAAUGUAAUAAUACGUAUACUGUCCUCUCUAAAAUACAAAUUUCUUUAUCUAAUAUUCUCGAGUAAGUUCUGGCUCCUACUUAAAGUAUAUGUAAAUGAAAAUAAAGUGGAAAACUGUGUUUAUUUCUAGAUGGCAAUCCUUCUUGAAAAAUUUCUUGAAAAUUUUCUAAGAAGGAUUGUCACGCACAUCACAAAAUACACAUAAUUUUCUAAAUUCGCAUCUAAACUUAAAAUUUUUUUUUACAUCUAAACUUGAAACUUUUAAUUUGAUUACAAAAAGUUAUACGUGGAAAUUAGUACGUUUAUAUUUACAAAUAUUUCAAAUAUAAUUUGUUUCGAUUCUCGCGCAUCGCGUUACUCGAAUCCUUUCGACGACCCUUUCGAAUCUUCAAAAAUUAAAUUACAAAAAUCUAUAGUUUGAUUCCCGUUAUCAAUUAAAAAAAAAAAAAAAAAAAAAAUAUCAAUGAAUUUAUUAUAAAAAUAUGACUUUCUCGAGUCAGACACAAUUCUCGUGUUUUCCGGACUUCACAAUCCUCCUGGACAGGACAAAAAAUUGGAAAACAUUAGCGAAAAGAUACGCGAUAAAUUGUGAGGAUCACUGCCCUCUGAUUGGAGAUAACUUUCCGGCCACUUUCGCCAAUCAGAUCGUCAGUUUUCCUUCUUGUUAGUCAUUUGUCGAGGACGAUUGAGAGUAAUCGAUAGGAUAAUUAAAAUUGGUGUAACGACAAUUUCUUCCAAUCGAUGUACGGAUAUGAUGAACAAGAGGACAUGGAACUAUUGUAUAAUAGUGAACAGAGAUCGAUAAUUAAUAUAUAUGUAUAUGUCUAAAACGGCGGCAAUUUAUCUAAAACUGUACCUUGAUGAUAUGUAUAGGUACAGAUGAUCCGCAAUUACAUUUUUCUCCAUACCGCAUUUUAAACUUUAAACGUAUUACCUACAUGUAUGAUUAUAAAGGAAAUACUACAAUAAUAGAUGUUUAUGCAUUGUAUUUGAAGGUGGAUGUACACGUACCGAUAUAUCAUGAAAAUAUAAUCUAUAUUAUAUAUGUACACGCGAAA
Molecule: messenger RNA, 2636 nt
Organism: Solenopsis invicta (red fire ant)
Lineage: Eukaryota; Metazoa; Arthropoda; Insecta; Hymenoptera; Formicidae
Exons: 3
Coding region: 177-506 (109 amino acids)
Cellular component (GO): extracellular region
Molecular function (GO): ion channel inhibitor activity
Source: RefSeq, a predicted model, not a curated record